AUGUAUAAUAAUAUAAAAAAAAUAUAUUCACCGCUGCAGAAAGGCAUCAGACCAAUGUGGGUUGUCAGAGGACUGCACAAGUCUGCAGUGGAGGUCUUGAAGUACCCCGCCCAUGAGGACACGGUCACGGCGACUUUUGGAAAGUUCAUCAGUGAAGUGAAGCCUCAACACUUGUCCCCUGUGGUCCUUCAUCGCAGUAAGAGGAUGGUGCUGGACAGUAUUGGAGUUGGUCUCCUUGGCAGCACAACAGAUGUCUUUCAACUGGCUCUGCAGCACUCCCAGCUCAUGUACGCUCAUCAUGACGUCAGCUCUGUCUACGGACCCGAGGGCAUCAAGCUCUCGCCAACACUGGCAGCUUUUGUCAACGGUGUGGCGACUCACGCCAUGGACUUUGAUGAUACAUGGCACCCUGCCACUCAUCCCUCAGGAGCUGUGCUUCCUGCUGUGCUGGCUCUAAGCGACAUGAUGCCUGCCGACGGCAAACCCAGUGGCCUGGACUUCCUGCUGGCUUUCAAUGUUGGCAUUGAGAUCCAGGGACGUCUCAUGAGGUUCUCUAAUGAGGCCCAUAACAUUCCCAAGAGGUUUCACCCUCCCAGUGUGGUGGGGACAAUGGGAAGUGCAGCAGCCUGUGCUAGCCUCUUGUCGCUGACUCCAUCCGAGUGCAGUCAUGCCUUAGCCAUUGCUGCGUCUCUCUCUGGAGCCCCGAUGGCUAACGCUGCAACUCAGUCCAAACCCAUGCACAUAGGCAAUGCCUCCCGCCUGGGGAUGGAGGCUGCUAUACUGGCCUCUCAAGGACUUCAGGCAAGCCAGCUUGUCCUGGAUGCUGUGGAAGGAGUUGCUGGUUUCAAUGCUUUCUACAAAGACUACAAGCCACAGCAUUUGAAAUCACCUAACGAUGGUGACCAUGUAUUCUUGCUAGAAGGGCAGGAUAUAGCUUUCAAGCGCUUCCCUGCACAUCUGGCCAUGCACUGGGUGGCAGACGCUGCGGCCUCAGUGCACAAGCACCUUGUGGGCUUUGGUCCUGGCACUGUGUCUUCGGCUCACAUUCAGGCCAUCCUUCUCAGAGUUCCCAACUCAAAAUACAUAAACAGGGCUUUCCCAGAGUCGGACCACCAGGCCCGCCAUUCUUUCCAGUUCAACGCUUGCAGUGCUCUCUUGGAUGGUGAGGUGAAAGUGCAGUCCUUCACCCCUGCAGCCAUGGCUCGUGCUGAGCUCCUCCAGUUGCUGAGGCGUGUCCGUGUGGAGCAUCCCUAUGACAACCCUGCCAAUUUCGAUCGCAUGUAUGGUGAAGUCCAAGUAGCACUUGUCGGGGGAGACAUUCUGAGAGGGCGCUGCGACACAUUUUAUGGUCACUGGCGCAAACCACUAACCGAUGAGAGCCUGCGAAAGAAGUUCAGGAAUAAUGCAGGGGCUGUGCUUCCCGAAGAUAAAGUUGAGAGACUGAUUCAAAUAGUGCAAGAGAUGGAAAAACUCAACGACUGUACGCCCCUUCUCUCACAACUGCAGUGAAAAUACAGGAUUACAGCUGAUAGUGACUCCCCUAUGGAGUCUUGUGAAACAAUAUGCAUCCAAUGUACAUUGUACUUUGCGAUGGAGCAAAAAAAAAAGAGUAGUGAAGAAGUAUCUAUAUGCACAUAGAAUGUUACAAUAUCAAUAUCGUAUAUAUCUGCUAAUCAUUUUACUUGCUUUACUUCAGUUUAUCCCAAACAAUGAACUAUUUGUGUUAAGUACUGAAAUUAAAAAAACUGAUUCUAUUAA
Phycodurus eques (leafy seadragon) is the source of this 1758-nucleotide messenger RNA. RefSeq names its product immunoresponsive gene 1, like (gene irg1l). The record is from RefSeq and is a predicted model, not a curated record. Bases 1 to 1509 code for a protein of 502 amino acids. Gene Ontology annotation, molecular function: lyase activity. The transcript is spliced from 5 exons. NCBI's taxonomy places the organism in Eukaryota, Metazoa, Chordata, Actinopteri, Syngnathiformes, Syngnathidae.